This is a messenger RNA of Exophiala xenobiotica, 1247 nucleotides long. RefSeq lists its product as uncharacterized. Gene Ontology annotation, molecular function: 2-oxoglutarate-dependent dioxygenase activity. NCBI's taxonomy places the organism in Eukaryota, Fungi, Ascomycota, Eurotiomycetes, Chaetothyriales, Herpotrichiellaceae. The record is from RefSeq and is a predicted model, not a curated record. Bases 94 to 1206 code for a protein of 370 amino acids. Gene Ontology annotation, cellular component: cytoplasm. The transcript has 6 exons.
CUGGAGUUUUAUACUCUCUCUGGCCAGAAUCCGACUGUGCGAACGUGCAAGAAGUGUUUUGCAACUCCAUUCUAUUAAAGUCUUCCGACAAACAUGGCACCUCCUGCUGCUGAUAUCGACCUUAUCUCCCACCAAUCGACCACCACCAUCCCGGUCACAAAAGGGGCUAACGCAAGCCUGCUCAAGGAACCACUGAAGUAUUCCGGCUCUCUCGACGGAUACAAGUCCUUUGAAGCCACCAACGUCAUUGGUCGCGAAUACCCAGAGCUGCAGUUGAGCGAUAUCUUGCACGACGACAACAAAAUCCGCGAUCUCGCCAUCACAGUAUCCCAGCACGGCGUUGUCUUCUUCCGCAACCAGAAUAUCAACAUCGAAGAUCAAAAAAUACUUGGCCAGAAGCUCGGGGAGCUGACGGGUAAGCCUGAGACGUCGAAGCUCCAUCGUCAUGCCCUGAGCAACAGCAAGCGGGGUAUUGCAGUUGAUGAGAACGGUAAGCUCGACGAUGAAGUCUCGGUCAUCUCGUCCGAGCAAAAUCGCAAGUUCUAUAAAGAUCGAUUUAGCCCCGACACGAAAAGACUAGCUAGCGAAGGCUGGCACGCCGAUAUUACAUUCGAGCGCAUCCCCUCCGACUACGCUAUCCUCAAAAUUAUCACGAAACCUGAAGACGCCGGCGGCGACACGCUAUGGGCUUCAGGCUACGAGCUCUAUGACCGGCUCUCGCCUGACUUCCAGCAGCUAGCGGAGAGACUGACAGCCACGCACUACCAGCCCAACUUCGUUAAGGUGGCUAAGGAGUUCGGCGAGGAACUCAUCGAGCAAGAUCGCGGCGCGCCCGAGAAUAAUGGCAUUGACUUCACUGCGUCUCAUCCCGUCGUCCGUACCAAUCCUGUCACCGGCUGGAAGAGUCUCUUCGGCGCUGGCCAUCAGGUUCACCACGGCUGGAUCGAUAACGUCAGCCCGCGGGAGAGCGAGAUCUUGAAGGCCUAUUUCCUGCAACUCAUCACCGAUAAUCAUGACUUGCAGGUUCGUUUUCGCUGGAACGAGAACGAUUUGGCAAUUUGGGAUAAUCGAUCCGUCUUCCACACAGCGACCAAUGAUUACUUUGGCAAGAGACAGGGGAAUCGUGUUGUGUCCUUGGGAGAGAAGCCCUACUUUGACCCGAAGUCGGUGUCGCGUCGCGAGGCGCUGCGUGCGGCCGCGGCUUAGUGGACUGUGGACAAUUCUAGCAGCCACAGAAUAGAUCAACA